GCCUCGUCAAAAGACAAGAUCAGAGCUUAUGACUAUGGAUGCUGCGAGCAAAGAAAUUCUCCGGCACGUAUUCGGCGAUUCGUCGGACAGCGAGGACUGGGAACCGGGCGAUGGAUCCGAUUCCGACCCGACCCAUUUCUGGGAACCAAUCAAACAAAUCAAAGGGCUGUGGUUGUGCAGAGACUUCCUCUCUCCUCAGCACCAGUCCUCUUUGCUCUCCACAAUCCAAAACGAAGGAUGGUUCACUCAAGCCUCUCAUAAUCAGGCAAUGAGGUUUGGGGAUCUUCCAGCAUGGGCGGACGAGCUUUCGCGUUCUAUUCACAAGGUUGCGCUUGCAAGUGACUAUGUUUUUGAUCCUAUUGUUUUGGGAAGCAAUGAUGGUGUGAAGGAGAAUGCCUCUCCAUUUCCAUCCGAUCUUUUGUGCAGAGAGCCGCUCUUUGACCAGCUCAUUCUAAAUUCUUACCAACCGGGUGAGGGGAUCUGUGCGCACGUUGAUCUCAUGCGCUUCGAAGAUGGAAUUGCCAUUCUCUCCCUGGAGUCGUCAUGUGUGAUGGAUUUUAGUCAAGUUGAAGGAACAAGUAGGGAAAAUGAUCCCCCUGUGGCCAAGAUUCCAGUUUACCUUACCCCCGGAUCCCUAAUUUUCAUGUCAGGAGAAGCGCGAUACCAUUGGAAGCACGAGAUCAACCGCACGCCUGGAAUUCAGAAGUGGGAAGGGGAGGAACUAACUCAGACGAGGAGAAUCUCCAUAACCCUGAGGAAGCUCUGCCAAGUUGAGUAGCUCCUUGUAAGGAUUAUUCAGCAGAAUAUCUUUCUACUUUUCCAAUUCCUUGGUCAUCAAGAUGUUAUCACUUCUGUCACAUUUUCGGGUUAGAAUGUACUGUUUGCAGAAUCGAAUUUGAGGAUCUGAUUGCACCUGGAAAGCGCGUAGUUUCGCGAAUUGGAGAUGACAUUGCCCUGUAAACGGAGCCAGUUUGAAAGUAAUGCUUAAGGAAGCAGAUUAUCCAAGAUUCCAGUGGCCAAGAUGAAUGCUUAAGGAAGCAAAUUAUAGACUUACUUUUGCAUUUUUUAAACGUAACAUGGUAAACCAGAAGAUAUCCGUUCAAUUUUGACAUGUGUGCAUAAACUUCUUCAAUCAUAUGGUCACGAUUGUUCACGAA
Messenger RNA from Malus domestica (apple), 1157 nucleotides. RefSeq names its product alkylated DNA repair protein ALKBH8 homolog. The record is from RefSeq and is a predicted model, not a curated record. NCBI's taxonomy places the organism in Eukaryota, Viridiplantae, Streptophyta, Magnoliopsida, Rosales, Rosaceae. Gene Ontology annotation, biological process: DNA damage response.